AUGGAUGUCAACCAUUUCUAUGGUACAAGAACGCGCACUCUUCAGGCCCUUGUACCAGAAAACCCCCAAGACUCUGAUGCUGAUCUCAGUGAUGCUGAUGAUCCAAUAGAGGAUCCGGAUUAUCACCCUGUCCGAGAAGAGGUAGCUAGUGACAGUUCUUUUGAGUCCCUGGAUGAAGAUGAUGCUCCCUCAACAAGCACAUCCUUUAAAAAGCUUCCAUGCCCACACAAUGGCACAAGAAGAAUCUGGAAGCAUGAAGACAUUGAGGAAUUCCAGGUCACAGAAUCAAGAUUUGAAACCCCUGUGGUUGUACAGUCACCCUUCCAAUACUUCAAAAUGUUCUUCACUGAUGAGAUGAUUCAGCAUGUUGCUCAUCAUACCAACCUGUACUCUGCCCAGGAGCUGGGGGAUCCAAUCAAGACCAGCCCAGAAGAGAUUGAAGAUUUUCUUUCCAUGCUACUCUUUAUGGGUGUUUUCAAAUUUCCAUCGCUGGAGGAUUACUGGCACAAUGAUUCACGCUUCAGUGUGAUAGCUGAUAUCAUGCCAAGGAAGAGAUUUCAGCUGUUACGCCGUUAUAUUCAUUUCAAUGACAAUCAGCAGUGCAGUGAGAAUCCAGAUCGAUUUUACAAAAUCCGUCCACUCUUUGACAUGCUUCGCAAGCAGUGUCUCCUGAUACCAUCUACUUACAAGCACAGUGUGGAUGAGGUCAUGAUAGGAUAUAAAGGUACAAGAGCUGGCUCCCUCUGCCAAUAUAUUGCCAAUAAACCAGACAAGUGGGGUUUUAAAGUCUUCUGCAGAGCCAGCUCAUCUGGCAUCAUCCAUGACCUGCUGAUGUAUCAAGGGGCAUCCACAUUCUUCAAUGUCACCCUCAGUGAGGAGGAGCAGAUGCUACCUAUAGGAGCCAAAGUGGUGACAACACUAUGCAAAACUAUACAACAACCACGUCUUUCUGUUGUCUUCUUUGACAACUUUUUAACAAGCUUUAAAUUGGUCCAGACCCUGCAAACCUCCUUGGGUGUCCAGUGCAUCGGCACCGUCCGACCAAACCGCACUGGUGGAGCUCCUUUGAUGACAGAUAAAGAGCUGAUUAAGAGAGGGCGUGGGUCUUAUGACUACAGGUCUGCUGAAGGGGUGAUUGCAGUAAAAUGGUUUGACAACAAAUGUGUCAACCUUUUGAGCAAUGCUAGUGGGAUCAUGCCUCUUUCAGCUGUCGAACGGUGGUGCAAAGUGUCCAAGGAAAAGAUCACUGUCCCAUGUCCAUCACUCAUCCCUGCUUACAAUGAGCAUAUGGGUGGGAUUAAUCUUUCUGACAUGCUGGUACACUUGUACAGGACCCCAGCCAAGUCAAGGAGAUGGUACAUUCCCCUCUUUAGAUACAUCCUUGAUCUGUCCAUUGCAAACUCCUGGCUGGUCUACAAGAGGGAAUGUGGCCUACUAAAUGAGAAAGCAAUGCCUCUCAAAUGGUUCCGCCUGGCAGUUGCCCAUAGUUUGAACCAGGUCAACAAGCCUGCAUCAAAAGUUGGUCGACCAUCAUCCAGCUCUCCACCACCAAAGAAACACUACACCCCAAGACCCUCACUCCCAAAACCGCAACCAGAUGUGCGAUAUGACAGCUUGGGACAUUGGCCACUACACUAUGACAAGCGGGGGCGGUGCAACUACUGUCCGAAGGGUACUAGCUCAUACGUCUUUAAUGCGGCCGCUUUAACGGUAGCAUAA
This is a messenger RNA of Sinocyclocheilus grahami, 1719 nucleotides long. RefSeq names its product piggyBac transposable element-derived protein 3-like. The transcript is spliced from 3 exons. NCBI's taxonomy places the organism in Eukaryota, Metazoa, Chordata, Actinopteri, Cypriniformes, Cyprinidae. The record is from RefSeq and is a predicted model, not a curated record. The coding region runs from base 1 to 1719 and encodes 572 amino acids.